Indicator indicator is the source of this 1476-nucleotide messenger RNA. It is a transcript of the gene IPPK, whose product is annotated as inositol-pentakisphosphate 2-kinase. Gene Ontology annotation, biological process: inositol phosphate biosynthetic process. Gene Ontology annotation, molecular function: ATP binding; inositol-1,3,4,5,6-pentakisphosphate 2-kinase activity. The transcript is spliced from 13 exons. NCBI's taxonomy places the organism in Eukaryota, Metazoa, Chordata, Aves, Piciformes, Indicatoridae. The coding region runs from base 1 to 1476 and encodes 491 amino acids. Gene Ontology annotation, cellular component: nucleus. The record is from RefSeq and is a predicted model, not a curated record.
AUGGAAGUGGAGAAGAUGGAUGAGAAUGAAUGGAAGUAUCACGGGGAAGGGAAUCAGAGCCUCGUCGUCUCCCACUGCCAGCGCUGUGUGGUGCUGCGGUUUUUGAAGUCCGCCCCAAACCAGAACAAGACUUCAGAGGAAAUACUACACCAUCUGCAGAACAUCGUAGACUUUGGAAAACAUGUCAUGAAGCAGUUCUUUGGGGAGAACUAUGUGCAUCACGGGGAAAUUAUUCAACUGCCUUUAGACUUUGUAAGACAGCUCUGUUUAAAAGUUCAGCCAGAGAGGCCAGAGUCUCGCUGUGACAAAGACAUGGACACUCUUAGUGGCUAUGCAAUGUGCCUUCCUAAUCUCACCAGGCUGCAGACCUAUCGUUUCGUGGAGCACCGGCCCAUCCUCUGCAUCGAGAUCAAGCCAAAGUGUGGCUUCAUUCCUUUUUCCAGCCAUGUUUCACAGGAGAUAAAGCACAAGGUGUGUCGUUACUGUAUGCAUCAGCACCUAAAGGUAGCGAACGGCAAAUGGAAGCGACCAAGUAAAUACUGCCCGCUGGAUCUCUUCUCAGGAAAUAAACAGAGAAUGCACUUUGCUUUGAAGAGCUUAUUACAGGAGCCACAGAACAACUUGAAAAUAUUUAAGAAUGGGGAACUAAUUUAUGGCUGUAAAGAUGACCAGGACAGUGUCUGUGACUGGAACGAACUUGCUCGUCACUUAAAACCCUUCUUCUUCCCUUCCAAUGGGUUGGUCAGUGGGCCCCACUGCACAAGGACAAUUGUCAAAGAGCUCAUCCAUGUUAUAACUAUGGCUCUACUAAGUAGUACUGAAGCCUGCAGGGCAGGUGAUAUGAAGACAGUUCCUAUUUCACAAGGAAGAAGCUACUGUGAAGCAAGUGCUUUUAAUAAGGAGCUAGUAAGAAAUGGUAAACAUAAAUUGGAAAGCUCUGGCUUACCGAGGGGUUGUCUCCUUUAUAAAACCCUUCAGGCUCAGAUGCUUGACAUGCUGGAUAUUGAAGGACUCUAUCCUUUGUACAGCAGAGUGGAACAGUACUUGGAGGAGUUUCCAGAAGAGAGAAGCACGCUGCAGAUCGAUGGCCCUUACAACGAGGCGUUCUAUGAGAAGCUGCUGGACCUGUCAGCUGAAGAUGACGGCACAGUAGCCUCUGCACUCACCAAGGUGCAGCAGUACCGAAUAGCAAUGACUGCUAAAGACUGCUCCAUCAUGAUUGCCCUUUCCCCCUGCCUACAAGAUGAAUGCUCUGAGCAAAGACCUGUGGUACUAACGUCCAAAUCAAGAUUCACCUUUUCUGUCUCUGUGCUGGACCUCGAUCUCAAACCAUAUGAAAGCAUUCCUCAUCAGUACAAACUUGACGGCAAGAUAGUAAACUAUUAUUUGAAGAAUGUACAGGCCAAAGAUGACCCAGUUAUGUCCAGUCUCUUCAAGGAGAAUGAAGACUGCACAUUAGUUCUCCAUAAAGUGUAA